AUGUCACUUGAUGUGUCCACCGGGUCACUGAACUUGGCCUUGGAUGGCGCAGUAAUUGCUGACAGGAGAGAUGGCGCAGUUACUGCUGACAGGAGAGAUGGCGAAGUUAUUGCUGACAGGAAAGAUGGUCACUUUCCCACAGCUACCAGUGUCGCGAGUGGGCGGCACAGCUAUGCGAAUCAGCGCUGUUGUUUCGGGAUACGGUUUGGAUUAUUGGCAGGUGAGCCGAUGAGAGCAUUCUCAUUCGUCGAUCAGAGAUGCAACUGCGAAAAAAGCUUCUCUAUCUACCGUAGUACUGUGGGGAAUGUAUGUGUUGAUUUGGGUUGA
Molecule: messenger RNA, 327 nt
Organism: Gongylonema pulchrum
Lineage: Eukaryota; Metazoa; Nematoda; Chromadorea; Rhabditida; Gongylonematidae
Source: the annotation of a GenBank genome assembly